AUAUCUGUUUCGAUCAUGAUGGACAAGUCAUUGACAUUAUGGUUGACAACCAUUAUGACUGUGAUGUUGUUGGCCACAUCAUCAUUGCCAUUGACAUCAGCGACUUAUAGUAUUAAAGAAUCAGAUGCAGGCAAACCAAUAAUCACUGGAAUACAUAAAGGUUAUGGAGACUCUGGUCUACCCGAUGUUGACAGUCUCAACUAUGACCUGGCACUAGUCCGUUUCGUAACCAACUACACCCUCACUGCCAACACCACCCUCGUCCUAUCCUACGUAUACGAUGCCUGUUACAAUUGCAUGUAUCAACCCUUGAUAUCAAUGACCAAUCAAUCAACUAGUUAUAUACAACUGGCUACACCAUUUGGAUACAGGAUCAAUGCUACUGUGUAUGACAGGGACAAUCACGUGAUAUCAUUGUCACAACCAUUAUCUUAUGAGUUUGGCGAGAGAGGCGUGUAUGAUAUCAACAUCUUGUUGAUAGUCAAUCAGGCCUCCAAGUUCAUGACAAGCAGCGUCGAGGUGCAGCUGCAGCCCGUCAACCCAUUCAUCCCGAUCGCCGUCGCCUUUGCCAUCUUCUUCUUCCUGGCAUUGGUGUGGGUGUUUGCGCUGUACCGCUACCGCGCCUACAAGGCCGAGUCGCUCGAGUACCAGCUGCAGCAGAUCGAGGUGUCGGUCGAGCCCAAGAAGGACCGUCUGCGCUCACUGGACGCCUUCCGUGGCUUCUCAAUCACAAUCAUGAUCUUUGUCAACUAUGGUGGUGGCGGCUACUGGUUCUUCAAUCACAGCUACUGGAACGGACUCACUGUGGCCGACCUCGUGUUCCCCUGGUUCGUCUUUAUCAUGGGCGUGGCCAUGCCACUCAGCUUCAAGGCUCUGGAGGCACGCGGCACACCCAAGUCGACUGUGAUCAUCAAGCUGGUUCGUCGCUCCAUCACCUUGUUCCUGCUUGGAAUGUUCCUCAACAACGGCUAUGACCUUGGCCAUUGGCGCAUCCUUGGAGUGCUGCAGCGCUUCGGUGUGUCCUACCUCGUCGUCGGCCUGAUCAUCCUACUUGUGCCCGUCUGGCACACCAGCUACGACGGCUCGCACGAGGAGAGCCAGCUGUUCAUCUCAUCGUCGAUCCAGGACAACCACAAGGCAAGGAAGUCCACAGCUGGCCUCAUCGCUGACAUCAUACCAUACUGGAUACAAUGGGUUGUCGCGCUUCUCGUCCUCACUCUCUGGUUCCUGCUCACAUUCCUCGUCGACGUGCCAGGCUGUGGCCGCGGCUACCUCGGACCAGGCGGUAUCUCUGAUGGAGGCCGCUACCAAAACUGCACGGGUGGUGCUGCAGGCUACAUCGAUCGCAAGAUCUUCACGCUGAACCACAUUUACCAGACGCCCACCUGUCAGCCCAUCUAUGACACGGGCGCGUACGAUCCCGAGGGCACACUGGGCCACCUCACCUCCAUCUUUAUGUGCUGGCUGGGUGUCCAAUGCGGACGCACCUUCCUAACAUUCCGCACCAACUCUGAGCGCAUCGUCCGCUGGAGUGUAUGGGGUCUUGUACUCUGUGCCAUCGCCGCCGGUCUCUGUGGCAUGUCUCAAAAUGGUGGAUGGCUACCAAUCAACAAGAAUCUCUGGACACCAUCCUUUGUCAUACUACUCUCUGGCUUUGCGUUCUGGGUACUAUCAAUCAUGUACCUGCUGGUCGAUGUGUUCAAGGUUUGGAAUGGAGCACCAUUCGUCUAUGUUGGAAUGAAUCCAAUCACUAUAUACAUGGGUCACGAGAUACUUGGUGGAUACUUCCCAUUCUCAUUCUACACUAAUCCAACAACACAUACAUUGUUCAUGUUGUCCAAUUGCAUUGGAGUUGGAUGUUGGUUAGUGAUUGCAUAUAUGAUGUACAGGAACAAGGUAUUCAUCAACAUUUAA
Messenger RNA from Acytostelium subglobosum LB1, 1914 nucleotides. RefSeq lists its product as hypothetical. The record is from RefSeq and is a predicted model, not a curated record. The annotation marks the transcript as partial. Lineage: Eukaryota; Evosea; Eumycetozoa; Acytosteliales; Acytosteliaceae. The transcript has 4 exons.